AUGUCUAUCCAACUUGGGUUUGAUCACCUUAUCAUCGACAACGCGCUCGUUUUCGUCAAGGAUGUAAAAGAAAAGAAUAUCAUUCUGCUGAGAACCGACAACUGCUGCUUCGAGUUGGAGCUGUCGGUAAGUAGUGAGAAAUUGAAAAAACGAACAACUGACAAGGUGGUAAUAGUGAACGUACGGAGAAUGACAGUCAGAAAGAGGCGUAUGCAACAAAUCAUCGGAAAUGAGUUCUCUGCCUGAUAAGACCGGUUUGAGUGGGGAUAACCAAGUAGCAGCGAAAGUGAAAGUGAGAAGGAAAAGGUACGAUAUUUUGUUUAUUACGAACCACUCGUCAAAGAUCAGAUACAAAAAAGUUCAGUUACAGUAACCCAAAAUAUCGUUGCAGAAAAUCGCAGAGACGCUCUACUACCGUACCCACCACUUUCUCUGCUUUUUGGUAAGGUUUGAAAACAACAAACGUUUGUUCAAACGCGUCGAACGUUUCAGGGAACCCCGGAUGCCUCGACUCACAGAUAUUUCCAUCACGUGGUCGAUCUAAGAAGAGGCAAUUUCGACCGUCUGGAGUACAUCAUGGUCAACGCCACCACUCCGUACCAUGAGGUUUGUACAAAAAUUGGGUUGGGAAGCGUAAGAAUCGCAAAUGACUCAUUUUGCAAACCGACAAAACCAUUUCCGUGCGACAGAGGCUACCGAACACAUGGAAAGGGCACGAGUACGGAAAAAUCUGCAAAUUUCAUCUUGAAUCUUGGUUAGCAAUUCUACAAAGUUUUCAGCGAAUGAACGGUCUCCUCCUUGAACUCCUGGCCACCUCCCUCUACAACGAAUCGCUCGCCGAGCACUACCUCGAGAUGAUCGAAAAUGAAACCAUCAUCGAAGGAAUCUUCGCCGAUCAAUACGUCGACUAA
This is a messenger RNA of Caenorhabditis sp. 36 PRJEB53466, 911 nucleotides long. The record is from the annotation of a GenBank genome assembly. Lineage: Eukaryota; Metazoa; Nematoda; Chromadorea; Rhabditida; Rhabditidae.